Messenger RNA from Durusdinium trenchii, 2078 nucleotides. Lineage: Eukaryota; Dinophyceae; Suessiales; Symbiodiniaceae. The record is from the annotation of a GenBank genome assembly.
AGUAGGCAUUUUCGCAGUGCCACACUUUCCUGAGCAGAGGAUUCAGACCGAAGAUGAGUCGGGCCGUGCUGCAGGUCUUUGAAGAGUAUCAAAAGGCACGUGUGACCUUUGUGCAGACCGUGGCAGAUUUGGCCACCCGGCCCCAGAACAUUGAUGCCUUGCAGAAUGCAGGUGUCAUGGCUUUGUUGAGGCCCCUCUUGCUGGACAACGUGGCUUCCAUCCAACAGUCAGCUGCUCUGGCCUUGGGCCGCCUGGCAAACUACAGUGACGAAUUGGCGGAGUCCGUAGUCACCCAUGAGAUCCUUCCACAGCUUGUGUAUUCGCUGGCGCAGCAAAACCGCUUCUACAAAAAGGCGGCUGCCUUCGUCCUGCGCGCGGUGUCGAAGCACUCCCCGCAACUGGCUCAGGCGGUGGUGGAUUCUGGCGCCUUGGAAGCCCUUGUGAACUGUCUGGAAGAGUUUGAUCCAUCCGUCAAGGAAGCUGCAGCCUGGGCCCUGGGCUACAUUGCCAGGCACACCAAGGAAUUGGCACAGACGGUGGUGGAUGCAGGUGCCGUGCCUUUGUUGGUGCUCUGCUUCCAAGAACCUGAGCUGACCUUGAAGCGCAUCUCUGCGUCUGCUCUCAGUGACAUUUGCAAGCACUCGCCGGAACUAGCACAAACAGUGGUGGAUGCAGGUGCGGUCUCGCUGCUGGCCAAGGAUAUCUCCCACAACGAUGCUCCGCUGAAGCGACAGGUCUGCAGCUGCCUGGCACAGAUUGCGAAGCACUCGGUAGACUUGGCAGAGGUGGUCGUGGAGGCAGAGAUUUUCCCACGGAUCCUGCACUGCUUGAAGGACAUCGAUGAGUUCGUGCGGAAGAAUGCAGCCACCUGCAUCCGCGAGAUCGCACGCCACACUCCAGAUUUGGCAAAGCUCAUUGUGAACGCGGGUGGCGUGGCAGCCAUGGUCGACUACAUCACAGAGGCUCGUGGCAACAACCGUCUGCCGGGUAUCAUGACUUUGGGCUACAUUGCAGCGUUUUCCGAGACCUUGGCCUUGGCAGUGGUGGUGUCCAAGGGCAUCCCACCCCUCAAAGAUGCCCUCAUCAACGAGCCAGAAGACCACCUCAAGGCAGCAUCUGCUUGGUCUUUGGGCCAGAUCGGCCGCCACAGCCCGGACCAUGCUCGUGCACUGGCCGAAGCCGAUGUCUUGCGCCGCUUGUUGGCAGUCUACUUGCACCAGGACUCCAGUGAAGAUCUCCGAACGAAGGCGAAGCGCGCUUUGAAGAGCGUCAUUCAGAAGUGCACCCACUUGCCGGCGCUGGAGCCCCUUUUGGAGGCGCCGCCCAACAUCUUGAAGUACGUGGUGCAGCAGUUUGCCAAGGUCUUGCCCAGCGACCUCAACGCCAGGAAGUCCUUUGUGCAAUCAGGUGGUUUGCAGAAGAUCCAGGAAGUCAAAGCCGAGGUGGGCUCCAAGCUGCACGACUACAUCGAGGAGAUCAACAUGCUUUACCCACCGGAAAUUGUGCAGUACUAUUCUCCCAACUACGCAGAGACGCUUCUCAAGAAGAUGGAGGACUUCAACCCAACUGGCUGAGGAGGAUCGAAUCUGCAAGAUACCAGUGGUUGGCUCACAGUUCAAAACUCGGACUGAGCCUCACCUGCAUAAGCCACGCUGUGUUUGCGCAACCAGCGCUGCAGCGCUGUGUGCAAGUGCCGCCGAAAGAUGAGGUUUCCAGAGAAGAGAAAACAGAUAAAAUAACGGACUUCACUGUGAAUGUCAACCACAUAGGGUGUGAGUUGCCCCAGCAAGAUAGAAGGGCUUGGUUCUCAAAGUCAAUGCCUCUGCUCCUCGGCCUUGCAAAUGUUUUGAGACGCGCAAGUAAACCCCUACCAGUUGAAGAGGACAGAGAAAGUCGGUCAAUUGGGGUUUUACUAACAAUUCUCUGCACAGGUUGACCGGCCAAUGUAAGGUUUCUACUGCACCUGGCGGCACCUGGCGGCAAAGAGGAGCAAGUGGCUGCAAGGGAAUCCUCACCUGUAAUUCUUUUCACCCCCAACGUUUUGCACCGAAGGUGCAUAGGUUGUACUGAGUGGGCAA